UCAGGAUCCAACAAGGCCCGCCUGAAUCCUGAUCUGUUUACUUCCGGCGAAGGUUAACGUGUAAAACCUCCGCGAAAUUUCUUCAUUCCGGGGGGAGUUGUUCAAUGUUCGAUUCGAACAUUGAAUUCUUCAAUUCAUUUCAUUUUUACGCAGGAACUGACUCGAGUUUUUCGAUUCUGAUCAUUCUUGAACUCUCUACUCACUGAUUUCUUGUUUUUUUUUUUUUUUUUUUUUUUUUUUUUUUUUUUUUUUUUUUUUNUCUAUGGCGACGAGGAAUCGAACUGCACAGUUUAGAAGGCACAGGGACGCCGUGAAGAGCGUCCGUGCGCCUUUAUCUUCCUCGGCAGCUGGUUCGAGCGGACCGGUUAUUGAGAUGGUGAGUUCGUCUCUUCUUCGUUCAAAGCGCUCUUCAGAUUACGCUCCUCUUAGCACAGAAGAUCCAGGACCUUCGAGUGAUGCAUUGAUGGUGGGUCUGCCUCCAGCUUGGGUGGAUGAUUCUGAAGAAAUAACUGUUAAUAUACACCAAAUUCGUAGGAAGAUGGCAGAGUUAGUCAAAGCUCAUUCUAAAGCUUUAAUGCCUUCUUUUGCUGAUGGCAAAGAAGAUCAGAAUACGAUUGAGGCGCUUACGCAAGAAAUUACCAAUCUUUUGAAAGCCUCUGAGAAGAGGUUGAAGAAAAUUUCUAGUACUGGGUCUUCAGAGGAUAUUAGCAUCAGAAAAAAUGUACAGCGUUCUCUUGCUACAGAGCUUCAGAAUCUUUCAAUGGAUCUUCGUAGAAGACAGUCAAUGUAUCUGAAACAUCUGCAGCAGCAAAAGGAGGGGCAUGAUGGAAUUGAUUUGGAGAUAAAUUUGAAUGGAAGCAGAACUCUACAGGAUGAUGACCGAUAUGAUGAAUUUGGAACCAAUGAACACCAAACGAUGACAUUUGGAAUGGAUGCGCAGCACAUUCAGGGAAGGGAGAAAGAGAUUAAACAGGUUGUGAAGUCAGUGAAUGAACUCGCCCAAAUCAUGAAGGAUCUCUCAACCCUUGUUAUAGACCAGGGUACCAUUGUCGAUAGAAUUGACCACAAUAUUCAGAAUGUUGCUGCUUCAGUUGAAGAGGGCUAUAAGCAGCUUCAAAAGGCAGAGAAGAGUCAGAAGAAUGGAGGAAUGGUGAAGUGUGCAACGGUGCUUGUUAUUAUGUGUUUCAUAAUGCUGGUUCUGUUGAUACUGAAGGAGAUAAUUAUGUAACAAAUGUUGCCCUUUGGCUUGUUGCUGAUAAGGAUUUUGACAACUGCAUGCGGCUGGUAAGCUCUAAGCAGGUGCCGUUCCUUUCGUGUAUUAUUCUCAGAGUCUCGAAUGUGUCAUUGUUGAAAUGAUAGAAUAUCUCAAUUAGUUGAGUGUUUUGUUGAGAA
This is a messenger RNA of Cucurbita pepo subsp. pepo (vegetable marrow), 1392 nucleotides long. Its product is annotated as syntaxin-42. Gene Ontology annotation, molecular function: SNAP receptor activity; SNARE binding. Gene Ontology annotation, biological process: vesicle-mediated transport; vesicle fusion; intracellular protein transport. The record is from RefSeq and is a predicted model, not a curated record. Gene Ontology annotation, cellular component: membrane; endomembrane system; SNARE complex. NCBI's taxonomy places the organism in Eukaryota, Viridiplantae, Streptophyta, Magnoliopsida, Cucurbitales, Cucurbitaceae.